This is a messenger RNA of Phlebotomus papatasi, 2319 nucleotides long. RefSeq lists its product as uncharacterized. The record is from RefSeq and is a predicted model, not a curated record. Lineage: Eukaryota; Metazoa; Arthropoda; Insecta; Diptera; Psychodidae. Bases 747 to 2009 code for a protein of 420 amino acids. The transcript has 5 exons.
UUCCCAGGUGAGUUGGAGUUGGAGUUCCUCAGCAACCAAUCUUCAGCUGCUCGCGAGUGUCUUCAGUUCACCACCAGCCACCGAUGGAGUGACACCAUAUACUGUUGCGAUUCCCUCGUAGAUAUUCUCUUUUCGCGCGCAAACAAAUCGACUGCGCAACUAUUGGGGCCUGUUUCUUUUUUUUUUGCGUAAAAGAACUCCCUUGAUGGUCUCUCAGGCAUCGCGAGAUACCUGUCCAAUUGAAAGUUUCGCGUGUGCUGCAUUGUUGUUCGCGGUUGAGAAAAUUCACCGAAAAUAUUGUGAAACAACCCGAAAAAAGUGAGGCAAAGAGAGAACUACCACGAAAGAGGGCUCGAUCGCGAAAUCCAAACCAGGAGGACUGCGCCAGGUGGAACAAAAGGUGACCAAGAAAAGUCCACACGCUGCAAAUCACCCGCAUUGCGAAUAAUGUGAAUCUGAGAUUGGAAAUAAAUCUCACGUGAGACUUUUGUGAAUGCAAUUAAUAAUUGAUAUUGCCUUUUGGAGGCAUUGUUCCAACAAUCAAAGUGGAAGAAACACCUUCUUUGUGUGAUUUUAACAGUGAGAUGGAAAAACGUCUGGGAAAUUGUGUGAUUUAGUGGAAUUCUUCGUGUGGAAAAGUCACAGUGCUUUUUCGAGGACAUUCCUUAGAAGUCAUCAAUAUUCCCACAAAAGAAGGAUCUUUGUAAUUUUUAUAAUUAAUUGAAAAUAAAAUAGAAAGGUAAUCAAUGGAUUGGCCGCGAAUACUCUUCGUAAGCUUCCUCAUAGGUGCAACAGGUACUUCAGUUCGACCCCCACCAAAUCAUGUGGUUUCUAUCUGUGCCAACUGCACCAGGGACUUCAUGAAUCUCCGACUUGAUCUCGAUCGUCCCUUCAAGGGAGUCGUCUUCGCAAAGGAAUUUGCUGAGGAGUGUCACUCCAGAGGAAAUCUCACCUCUAUCAUCUCCCUCAGACUACCAACUUCGGGAUGCGGAGUUAGAUCUGAACCCCAAGAGGAUGGAUCAAUGGAACUCUCAGUGAGGAUUGUUGUACAAAUGGAUGGAAAAUUGCGCCAAAGUGCAGAUGUAGUGAAGAUCGCCAAGUGCUCUCUUCCCAGUGACAUGAUGAAUAUGAAUGUGAUUUCUUCACAUGAAAAACCCGUGAGAAACGGACGUAUGAAGACUGAUAUCGCAGGAUCGUCGAGAGUACGAGUCUGGCUGGAGCUAGGAGGAAGCGGUGGAACAGGAUCAGUUGAAGUUGGUCAAGCCACGACGCUCGGUGUCCGAGCCAUUCUUCCAGGAAGUGUAGGGGUCCGUGUGGUUGACUGCAUAGCACUCGAUGGAUUGGGUGAAGCUUCCCAGAAGCUUCUAGAUGAAAGAGGAUGCCCCAUCGAUGAACAGGUGAUGCCGGCACUUCUGGUGCGAUUCCGUCCAAUUGAGGAGGGUUGGUCCAAGCCGCACAAGGAUGAUCUUGUGGAGAAACUCUUCCAGACAACCUUUCCUGCCUUCAAAUUUCCCGAUCGGGAACAUCUUCAUGUCUCCUGUGGGGUCCAACUGUGUCGCGGAAGAUGCCCCAAAGUUGACUGUAGGCGCCGAGAUGAGAGAUUUAUCCUGCCCAGCGAGAGGCAUCUAGCCAGAAUUGAAGUGUUCAACUCUCUGGCCGUCUCAGCACCACAGAUUGAGUUAGAUUCCCGAACAAGGGGUGAUCGAAGAGGCAAUAUGACCCUGGAACAGUAUCAGAAACUCAAGAAGAUGCGCUCGGAAGGGACCCUCUGCCUCUCCCAAUCCUUCCUAGCGCUCUCUUUCUGCAUCUUGGGUGUCAUCUUUCUCGUCGCCAUUAUCGUGGCAUUGUGCUGCCUUCUCAGAUCACGAAUGCAGAACAAUCAUGGAAGUUCCUAUCGCACUUCAGGAGCCAGCAUAUUCUCAUCGAGUAGCUCCGGAUCCCAGUCACGCUUCGGCAGCAAACUCCUCAUUCCCUACUCUGGCUCUCUCCCAUACGGAAGAGUAUACUGAACGGCUUUCUUUCGCUCUUGGACAGCAUUCCCCACAAAGACUGAUCUCUUCUAGUACAUAAAAAUGCAUGCAUAUCAAUUUUUUAUGCAUAAUCUUAUAAGUAACUCUCCUUUAUAGUGCUUUUCUUUGAAUUUUUUAAUCUUCUAUCGGUGCUGGCGGGAAAUCAAACCUGUGGGUAAGAGGUGGGAGUGUGCCUUUUGGCACCUUCCAAAUUGGGGUCUAUCUUAUAGUAAACACAAUACAAAAACCAUGUAAGAUUAAUGUAAUUAGAUGAAUAAUUGUGAUAAGAAAAAUAAACAAAUAUUCCGAA